Molecule: messenger RNA, 1065 nt
Organism: Vollenhovia emeryi
Lineage: Eukaryota; Metazoa; Arthropoda; Insecta; Hymenoptera; Formicidae
Exons: 4
Coding region: 308-802 (164 amino acids)
Source: RefSeq, a predicted model, not a curated record
AAAGUAUUGUCGACCGCGAUACGAACGUUGCGCGGAAGUACGGAUACCCGGGAGGUCUUCGAUGGAAUGCGAUCAGCGCCGCGGAGAUAUUCGAGCCUGUGCUCGCUUACUGGGAAAAGUGCGUGGACACCGACAAGAGCAUGCUCGAGCGUUUGCUCGACACUGGCGUCUUGCUGGAACUAAUGAAUUGGUUUGUACACAUGAAUAGAGAUGAAUUUAACUCCACGCACGUGUCGGUCAAGUGCAAGUCGUGCCUGGGCAAACUCUGUACAGUUAAGAGGGACUUGUACAACGCCGUGGUGAUGAAAUGCAGAUUCGUCAGUCUAGUAUUUGCAUCUCUCGACUCGACGGAGUUGAACCGAGCCCUACAGAUUCUGAGAGCUUCAGGAAUCUUGAGAAUAUUAUCUCUUUCGUGCUGGGCAGAUUGAGCGUUGUAUAUUACAGCAAUAAUUUGUAUAGAUGGGUGCACAUUAAGAAAAUUACAUCCAAAGAAGUCGCAAGCUUGGCUAUGCUGGACUGCUUGACCAGUGAUGAAGAUGAGAUAAAGAGCGAACUGGGACUUUCAAUCGAUAUCUCUAAGUACGACGUUACCGCGUUGUGUCUGCAUGAAGUCAACAGUUUACUGGAGGAACAGGUCGCAUUUGCGAACGGCGUGGCAGCGGUUCUGGAAAAAUUGAGGAAGCUACAGCCGAGUGAUCAAUAUGCUGCACACACGGUGCAGUUAUUAGGGUAUUAUUCCUUAGGUUUCAAUUACGAGAGCUCUAUUCUGGAGUACCACGAAGAACUUGCGAGUCAUGAUUAAGCAAACUCAGUUGGAAAUAGAAAUUUCCAAAUUUUGUUUUCUUAUAGAAGAACUUUCUGUUAAAAAUUGGUAGAAACAAUCCUAAAGAUCAUCUUCAUCGCACUCUGACCAAAAUAUUUACAUACUGUAUUCUUACGAAAACUUAAUAUUAAACAUUAGAAUUGCACAGGAUUUGUGAUAGCCAUGAGAUGCAUUUCUUUUUCUUUAACCUCUUGCUGAACGGCUAUAUAGUGCAGUAAUAGAAUGUGAUUGGUUAGAUCCAA